AUGUCGGAUGAAUCACUCGAUAAAUCACUGUUGUUGGCGGUUAGCAAUACAGCAGUUAUUUUUACCAUAGGCUAUCGGCAGUUUUACGAUGCGGGGAGUGACGAAGAAGAGGCUCUCGCUGAGGCGACGAGAGCUGCGGAGGAAACGGAUCUAGAGCGUCAAACCGUCCUCUACCAACCGCUGCAUAAGGAGGGGGUAGGGGAAGAGCCUAGAGCGAGCACCUCGGCAGCCCCGGCCGAGCCGAUACCGCAGGAUUUCACCAUAGGCCAUCGGCAGUUUUACGACGCGGUGAGCGACGAAGAAGAAGAAGAAGAGGCUCUCGCUGAGGCGACGAGAGCUGUGGAGGAAGCAGAGCAUCAAACCGCCCUCUACCAACCGCAGUAUGAGGAGAGGGCUGAGGAAGAGCCUAGGGCGAGCACCUCGGCAGCAUCGGCCGAACCGAUACCGCUGCAACCCGAGUCUGAUGACGACGAGGCGUCGACUAUUCUCAACCCCUCCUUGAUGUUUAACGAUCGGUCUGAUAUACUGGCUGUGUACCGGCAAGCCAGAGCAAACGAUGACGACGGAGCGAUAGCGGGUCCAUCGUAUCACCACCAUCGUCAGCAGGAAGAUGACCUCGUACAGCCCGAGAAUCAGCUGGGGGUGUAUCCGAUGGAUGCUCGACAGGAGGAGGAGGAGGAGGAGGAGGAGGGGGAGCGUCUAAACGAGGAGCGAUUAGAAGCUAGACGUUUCGGCCUAUGGGUACUCGUCAGCUGA
Venturia canescens is the source of this 756-nucleotide messenger RNA. RefSeq lists its product as uncharacterized. The record is from RefSeq and is a predicted model, not a curated record. NCBI's taxonomy places the organism in Eukaryota, Metazoa, Arthropoda, Insecta, Hymenoptera, Ichneumonidae. The transcript is spliced from 6 exons. The coding region runs from base 1 to 756 and encodes 251 amino acids.